Gossypium arboreum is the source of this 2499-nucleotide messenger RNA. Its product is annotated as THO complex subunit 1. Bases 351 to 2186 code for a protein of 611 amino acids. The transcript is spliced from 21 exons. Gene Ontology annotation, biological process: regulation of DNA-templated transcription elongation; mRNA export from nucleus. Gene Ontology annotation, cellular component: THO complex part of transcription export complex. NCBI's taxonomy places the organism in Eukaryota, Viridiplantae, Streptophyta, Magnoliopsida, Malvales, Malvaceae. The record is from RefSeq and is a predicted model, not a curated record.
AAAUGGAAUUACGAGAAUAACCUAAAUUCAGAUCAAACGAUUUCUUUAACCCAAAAAAUAGAGAGGAGAAAGGAUUUCAAUUUUCCAUGUCCAUUUACUCGUAUACCUUAACAACAUAACGUUUUCUAUGCUAACAAUCUCAUUUACUCCAAGCCUAGUGGCCACCAUAAAACUAAAAUCCCCAGCACUCGACCGCCGCCGCCGUCUCCGCCACCCUUAAUUCGGAGCUUAAAUUUUCACAGUCCACAACAGACGUUGUCUUAUACACUGUUUCCAUUAUAAUAUCUAAUAUAUUCAAACAUUUCAUGUUCAGUUUUCCAGAUUAUUCUUGCUAGGCCUGAGUCUUCUUCAUGAUGGAAGCAUUCAGGAAAGCCAUAUUGCAGGCUGGCCCGCCGGAAACUUUUGCACUUAAGACGGUUCAAGAGGUUAUAAAGCCUCAGAAACAAACAAAGUUAGCUCAAGAUGAAAACCAAUUAUUGGAGAACAUGCUUCGGACCUUGCUUCAGGAAUUGGUGUCAUCUGCAGUACAGUCUGGGGAGGAGAUAAUGCUGUAUGGGAAGUCAAUUGAUGAUGUUGAUGAAAUGCAGGGUGUAAUUCCACGACUUCUAGAUGUUGUGCUCUAUCUUUGUGAGAAAGAACAUGUUGAAGGUGGUAUGAUAUUCCAGCUUCUAGAGGACUUGACAGAAAUGUCUACAAUGAGAAAUUGCAAAGACAUUUUUCGUUAUAUAGAAAGUAAGCAGGACAUCCUGGGGAAGCAAGAGCUUUUUGCUCGUGGAAAACUUGUCAUGUUGAGAACAUGCAAUCAACUUCUUCGUCGACUGUCCAAGGCAAAUGAUGUGGUAUUUUGUGGGCGAAUCCUAAUGUUUCUGGCUCAUUUCUUUCCAUUAUCUGAACGUUCAGCUGUGAAUAUAAAGGGAGUUUUUAACACAUCAAAUGAGACAAAAUAUGAGAAAGACCCACCUGAAGGCAUUUCUGUUGAUUUCAACUUCUAUAGAACCUUCUGGAGUUUACAGGAAUACUUUUGCAACCCUGCUUCCCUUUCAAAUGCUCCUAUAAAGUGGCAGAAAUUUACAGCUAGUUUAAUGGUUGUGUUGAAUACAUUUGAUGCACAGCCUUUGAGUGAGGAAGAGGGAGCUGAGAACAAUUUGGAGGAAGAGGCAACCACUUUCAACAUCAAAUAUCUUACAAGCAGUAAAUUGAUGGGCUUAGAGUUAAAAGAUCCAAGUUUCAGGCGCCACAUUCUUUUGCAGUGCCUCAUACUAUUUGAUUAUCUUAAGGCCCCAGGAAAGAAUGAUAAAGAUUCAUCUGAAAGCAUGAAAGAAGAAAUUAAUUCUUGUGAAGAUCGAGUGAAGAAACUACUCGAAGUGACUCCUCCGAAGGGGAAAGAUUUUCUUCAUAGUAUUGAGCAUAUAUUAGAUCGUGAAAAGAAUUGGGUCUGGUGGAAACGUGAUGGCUGUCAACCAUUUGAAAAGCAGCCAAUAGAGAAAAAAACAGUUCAUGAUGGAGCUAAGAAACGUCGGACAAGGUGGAGAUUGGGGAAUAAAGAACUCUCUCAGUUGUGGAAGUGGGCAGAUCAGAAUCCGAAUGCUUUGACAGACUCUCAACGUGUUCGAACUCCUACAAUCUCAGAUUACUGGAAACCCUUGGCUGAAGAUAUGGAUGAUUCUGCAGGAAUAGAAGCUGAAUAUCACCACAAAAAUAACAGGGUUUAUUGCUGGAAGGGCCUUCGUUUUUCUGCUAGGCAAGACUUAGAAGGGUUCUCAAAAUUUACCGAACACGGUAUUGAAGGAGUUGUUCCAUUGGAACUUCUCCCCCCUGAAGUGCGAUCAAAGUUCCAAGGUAAACCUAGUGACAGGUCGAAACGUGCCAAAAAGGAGGAGAUGAGGAGUACUUCACAUCAGGUUGAGGAAAGUCAGAUUGCAACACCGGCAAGUGAGAUUGAGGGAGAAGGAAUCAGAGCUGAUGCGGAGGCCUCUGUAGCAGUGAUGGAUACGGAUGUCUCAGCUGCAACAGGAAAUAAUUCCCAAGGGGGCACCCCAACCCCAGAACCAGAUGAACAUCAAAAGCAAAGCCCUGAUACAGAUGUUGGACAAGAAGCUGGGCAAUUAGAAGCAGAUGCUGAAGUGGAGACUGGGAUGAUAGACGGUGAGACAGAUCCAGAAGCUGAAUCUGAUCAUGUAGGAUGAGAUUCAACCUUCAAGGUAUGAAGAAAUAGUUUCUGCUUUCUAGUUGUUCAUUAAGGGUUCUUAACACUAGAUAUUGGGGAAAAGAAAGGAGAGUUGAGUGUUUGACUGAACUUGAUCCAAUUUUGAACUAUAAGUUCUGUAGUUAUUGUUCUCAACCUCAAUUGAAUAACUUCCUUACAUAUUACUGGUGCAGAGAAGAUUAUGAAGUUUCCGAGUUGCUACAUUCUACGUAGCAAUUUGGGGUAAAGAUUAUUAUUCUGUACACCGCCAGUCGAGUAAAAAACUUCACAAAUAAACUUAAGUUAAUAUCAAA